GACCCGGGAGCCGAUGACAUGGCCGGCACGGCCGGCACGGCCGGCACGGCCGGCACGGCCGACAUGGCCGAGCCGGAGAACGUCGAGAAUGUCGAGCAUGGGGAGCUCGGAGACCUCCGGCCACAAGGUACAUUGGAGUUUCCGGACCGGCGCGAGGAGCGGAAUCGACGAGGCAUGAUCAAGUUCAGGCUUGAGAAUGGAGUCCCUGAUGUUGGUGGCCUCGGAUGGCGAUCCCGAGCAGGCCACCUACUGAAAAAUCAGACCUUCUACGCAUCCCGCCCAGGUGAGAAUCAGUGGAACAAUCCAACGCACGCAGGGCCGAGGACAUGGAGGAACUAUCACGGGCCGAAGCUGCGCACGGACGCAGACCUCAUGGAGCGCAUGGACCGAAUCGAGGCCCAGCAUGCCACGUGGGAGGCCAAGAAGGCCUUCGUGAACACGGUUCGCGUGCAGACCUUGGACCGCUUCUACGGCAGAAAGGUCGAAAAUGAGCAGAAGGAAAUGGCAUCCACAUGGGCUCCGCACCGACGGGCCAGGGGCGAGUAUCAUAAGUAUCACGAGACCAUGUCCUCAAACUUGGACAACAUGCCAAUGAAAGAAUUGAAGAAGGUUCUUACGCCAACGGUGCUGCAUGGAGACAGAGAAGCCAUCCGUUCCAUUUCGAAACGUGUCCAAAUUGAAGAAACUUGGAAGGUGGCCUGGAAGCAUAUGGAACUGGCACGGAGAGCAGAAACACAAGCUGAUUUUGAGCAUCGGAUGACCUACAAUGCCAUGCUCAUGGAGCUUGCAGGGCAGGCUCCGAGGCCUCACAAUCCACAGCGUGCAGCGAGCACCUGCUCCCCAGUGGUCAAUAAUCUGGCGCAGCCUGUGCAGCCCAUGGUGUCUGACAUCACGAAGCGUACCGACUACCGCGGGCUUGUGCAUGUCGAUCACCCGGUCGCCUUGGAAGCUCGUUUUCCUGGUUCGGGCCACAGCCUCGCAGUCACCUUUGCGAACGAUGCAUCUGAGAGAACCAAGCCGGCCUUUCCAGCCCCGGAGCCUCCACAAACACCAGUGCCGCAGAAGAUGGCAUCCACUGCAGCGAGCAUACGCAAAGGAUCCCAAUGUGCUGGCAGAGCAUUCGAAACACCAGUUCCUGCCAACUUCUGCACCUCCUGCGCCUUGCUCUCGGGCAGGUCCGGCUAUGAUCUUCUCUCCACCACUGAGACUAGCCUUUCCAGAGACCUCGCAGACGGAGGGUACGGGAAUGGGUAUGGGGCGCUGCGGUCGGCGCGGUCAGCGCGGUCGGCGCGGUCGGCGCGGUCGGCUGUUGACUGCCUGCAGAUGAGCCUGGAGUUUCCUCCCCGCUCUGAUCACAGCCAGAGUGGAAGCCUACAUUCCAAGGACUCCAUAUCCAAGCUUGACGUGGCGCCACCUUCCUGCCCUAUGGCAUACCCCGUGACAGUUGCAAAUGUCGAAGACGACAUGCAAGAUCCGGACUGGCGUCCGAAGAGAUCGCAUGGCGCGCUCGCUUCUGUCACCCCAAGGGAGCAAGCGUUGCAAAGUUCUCGGAUGGAGCGCUGGCCCCCAGUUGGAAGUCAGACAGUUAUGGUGACCAUCAUCGGGGCAGAAGGACUGCCAAGGGCUGAUCGUGGUGGCCAUUCCGAUCCCUACGUGCUUGUCCAGGUUCCCGGCAGAAGUCGAUCGAAGGCAAAGACGACAGCCAUGCCCUGA
This is a messenger RNA of Symbiodinium natans, 1713 nucleotides long. NCBI's taxonomy places the organism in Eukaryota, Dinophyceae, Suessiales, Symbiodiniaceae. The record is from the annotation of a GenBank genome assembly.